Drechmeria coniospora is the source of this 4755-nucleotide messenger RNA. Its product is annotated as glycogen debranching enzyme. Gene Ontology annotation, molecular function: amylo-alpha-1,6-glucosidase activity; 4-alpha-glucanotransferase activity. Bases 1 to 4755 code for a protein of 1584 amino acids. Gene Ontology annotation, biological process: glycogen catabolic process; glycogen biosynthetic process. The record is from RefSeq and is a predicted model, not a curated record. Lineage: Eukaryota; Fungi; Ascomycota; Sordariomycetes; Hypocreales; Ophiocordycipitaceae. The transcript has 3 exons.
AUGAGCCCCAGAACCAUGACGUCCAACGAGGUGUAUCUGCUGCCGCUCAACGACGACGGCUCGCCAAACGUCGCCGGCGAGUACAUUUACCUCGCCCCCCGAUCCGCCGACCCCGUCACCGUUCGCUUCGCCAUCGAGGGCACCUCCUCCAUAUGUCGUCAUGGCAGCCUCUGGGUCAACAUCCCCCCCAAGGAUCACGAAUUCCGUCGUGACAGCUUUCGGGAGUUCAAACUGAAGCCCGACUUCAAUCGUACCAUCGAAAUCUCCGUUCCCAUCUACCAGCCCGGCGCCUUCGCCUUCUACACCACCUAUGCCGGCCUGCCCAAGCUCGAGCCGCACCUCGCCGUCGAGCCCUCGACGACGGACCAAAAGUUGGAAAAGACGCCCUUGUACUACAUCGAUGUCGCUCCGCGGCUGCGGCUCGAUGGCAGUCCGCUGCCGCUGCCGGCUCUCUCCAUGUUCUCGCUCAUCGGGAAGCUCAUGGGCCGCUUUCCGACCGACUGGGAAAGGCACUUUGCCGGCAUCGGCAACCGGGGCUACAACAUGGUCCACUUCACCCCCCUCCAGGUUCGCGGCGAAUCCAACUCCCCCUUCAGCCUCUACGACCAGCUCGGCUGGGACGCCGACUGCUUCCCCCAAGGCGAGGCCGACGUCGAGAGAAUGGUGGAGAGCCUGGAGAAGAAUCACUCGCUGCUCAGCCUGACGGACAUUGUCCUCAACCACACCGCCAACAACACCAUGUGGCUCCAGGAGCACCCGGAAGCCGGCUACAACCUGACGACGGCGCCCUGGCUCGAGUCCGCCUACGUGCUCGACACCAAGCUGCUCGAGCUGAGCGACAGCAUGGAAAGCCUGGGCCUGCCCCUCGAUCCCGCGUCCACCGACGAUCUGAUGCGCAUCAUGGCGGCCAUCAAGACCGAGGUCGUCGCCAAGAUUCGCCUCUGGGAGUUCUACGCCCUCGACGUCGACCGCGACGCCGACGCCGCCGUCGAAGCCUGGACCCUCGGCAAGACCUUCCAGCCCGCCGCCGACGACGCCGGCUUCGAGGAAACCGUCGAGCGGCUCGAGACGGGCAACCUGUCCGCUCAGGUCGACUUUAUGAGAAAGUUUUCCCUGCGCGGCCUGGAAAGCCUCGGACCGCGCUACAAGCGAAGCGUCGACCACUCCGUCGCCGCCACCAUGCUCUCCUUUUCCAUGGGCCGCUUCGAGGCCGGCAACCCGUCCGCGCCCGACAAGGCGGCGGCGAGGACGAGGAUGGUGCAGGUUCUGGACGCCCUGAACGUCGACUUUUACAAGGAGUACGACGCCGACAUUGACGAGAUCCUCGAGCAGCUCUACAAUCGCCUCAAGUACGUCCGCCUCGACGAGCACGGCCCCAGGCUCGGCCCCAUCACCAAGGCGAACCCCCUCAUCGAGACCUACUUCACGAGGCUUCCCUCCAACGCGACGACGGCCAAGCACAAGCCCGGGGACCUCGUCCUCGUGAACAACGGUUGGGUUUGGGCCGGCAACGCCAUGGUCGACAACGCCGGCCCGAGCUCGCGCGUCUACCUGCGGCGCGAGGUCAUCGUCUGGGGCGAUUGCGUCAAGCUGCGAUACGGCUCCGGUCCCGACGACAGUCCCUGGCUCUGGCGGCACAUGACGGCCUACGCCCGCCUCCUCGCCAAGCACUUUGCCGGAUUCCGCAUCGACAACUGCCAUUCCACGCCGCUGCACGUUGCCGAGCACAUCCUCGACGAGGCCCGCCGCGUUCGGCCGGACCUCUACGUCGUCGCCGAGCUCUUCACCGGCUCCGAGGAGAUGGACUACGUCUUCGUCAAGAGGCUCGGCCUGAGCUCCCUCAUCCGCGAGGCCAUGCAGGCUUGGAGCACGUCCGAGCUGAGCAGGCUCGUCCACCGCCACGGCGGCCGACCCAUCGGGAGCUUCGAGGUCGACAACAUCACCCGGUCCGACACGGGCUCGCCGCCGACCAGUCCCACCACGACCGGUCCGGACGGUCACCUCUCGCGGGAAAUCAUCCGCCAGAUCAGGCCGACGCCCGUCCACGCCCUCUUCAUGGACUGCACGCACGACAACGAAACGCCGGCCCAGAAGCGGGACGCCCGAGACACGCUGCCCAACGCCGCCCUCGUCUGCAUGUGCUCCAGCGCGACGGGCAGCGUCAUGGGAUACGACGAGAUCUACCCGCGCCUCGUCGACCUCGUCGGCGAGAAGCGGACCUACACGUCCGAGUCGUCCGCUUCGCCCUCGGUCAACAUCGGCGGCGGCAAGAACGGCAUCGGCGGCGUCAAGAAGCUUCUGAACCAGAUCCACACCCUCAUGGGCAAGGACGGCUACGACGAAACCCACAUCCACCACGAGGAGGAGUACAUCACCGUCCACAGGGUCCAUCCCGGGUCCCGCAAAGGAUACUUCCUCAUCGCCCACACGGCCUUCCCCGGCUACGGCAACGGCAACGGCGCCUUCAACCCGGUCCGUCUCACCGGCACGCGCGCGAGGCAUCUGGGAAGCUGGAUGCUCGAGGUCGACGCGAGCGAAGAGGCCACCCGGAAGACGCUUGCCGACGAGCAGCACCUCCGCGGCCUGCCCAGUCGCGUCGUGGAUUUGGCCGGCAUCAAGAUGGAACUGCACGGCGACGACACCAUCGUCACCGUCCGCGACAAGUUCCCCCCGGGGAGCAUCGCGCUCUUCGAAACCUGGAUUCCCGCGGCCGAGCAUUCGGCCGGCCUGGACACGUACGUGACCUCGGGCGCCACCGCGGCCUGGAGCCGCGUCGAUCUCAUCGACCUCAACUUCCUGCUCUACCGCUGCGAGGCGGAGGAGAAGGACUCGAGCGGUGGCCGCGACGGCACGUACGACAUUCCCGGCCACGGCAAGCUCAACUACGCCGGCUUGCAAGGAUGGUGGAGCCUUCUCAAGAACAUCGUGCGGGACAACAACCUGGCCCACCCCCUGUGCCAAAAUCUCCGCGACGGAACUUGGGCUCUCGACUACAUCGUGGGGCGGGUCGAGCGGAUGAGCAGGACGGCCGGCCACGAGCGGCUCGAGAAGCCUGCCGCCUGGCUCAGGGAGCGAUUCGACGCUCUCCGAACCAUCCCCAGCUUCCUGCUGCCGCGGUACUUUGGCCUCGUCUUGCGGACGGCCUACCAGGCGAGCUGGAACAGGGGUCUCGAGCUGAUGAACGCCAGCGUCAACGAAGGCCAAUGGUUUCUGCAGAGCCUCGCCAUGGUGAGCAUUCAGCAAACGGGCAUGGUCAAGUCGGCCUCGCUGUGGCCGAACAAGCCCGUCCCCAGCGUCGCCGCCGGCCUGCCUCAUUUUGCCGUCGAGUGGGCGAGGUGCUGGGGUCGCGACGUCUUCAUCGCCAUCCGCGGCCUGUACCUCGGCACCGGCCGCUUCGCCGAGGCCAAGGAGCACAUCCAUGCAUUUGCGAGCGUCCUGAAGCACGGCAUGAUACCCAACCUGUUGAGCAGCGGCGACGCGCCGCGCUACAACGCCCGAGACUCCAUCUGGUUCUUCCUGCAGGCGAUCCAGGAUUACAUUCACUUCGCCCCCGGCGGCGCGAGCCUGCUAGGGGAAAAGGUGAAGCGGAGGUUCUUGCCCUACGACGACACGUGGUUCCCGACGGACGAUGCGCGGGCCUACUCCAAGGAGAGCACGGUGGAGGACGUCAUCCAGGAAGCCCUGCAAAGGCACGCCUCGGGCAUGAAAUACCGCGAGGCAAACGCGGGGCCCCAGAUUGACUCUCAGAUGAGCGACGAAGGCUUCAACCAGGACAUCAGCGUCGAUUGGAGCACGGGCCUCGUCUUCGGUGGCAAUCAAUUCAACUGCGGCACCUGGAUGGACAAGAUGGGCGAGAGCGAACGCGCCGGCUCCAAGGGAGUGCCCGGGACCCCUCGCGACGGGGCCGCCAUCGAGAUCACCGGACUCCUAUACAGCACCGUCGCCUGGCUGGCCACGCUGCACAAGGAAGGCAAGUACGCCUACUCGGGCGUGAAAAAGACGGACGGCACCGCCGUCUCGUUCGCCGACUGGGCGAAGCUCAUCAAGGGCAACUUUGAGCGGUGCUACUACGUUCCAGUGUCACCGGACGACGACGCGAGGUACGACGUCAAUCCUCGGGUCGUCAACCGACGAGGCAUCUACAAGGACCUGUACAGGUCCGGGAAGGAGUACGAGGAUUACCAGCUGCGGUGCAACUUUCCCAUCGCCAUGAGCGUCGCGCCAUCCCUCUUCGACGCCGACCACGCCAUGCACGCCCUCUGCCUCGCCGACAGCGUCCUCCGCGGCCCGACGGGCAUGGCGACGCUGGACCCGGCCGACCUCAACUACCGGCCGUACUACCGCAACAGCGAAGACAGCGACGACUUUGCCACGAGCAAGGGACGCAACUACCACCAAGGGCCCGAGUGGCUCUGGCCCACGGGUUUCUUCCUCCGCGCGCUGCUCAAGUUCGACCUCAAGCGGCGCACGACGUCCGAGGGACGGGUCGAGGCCUUCCAGCAGGUGACGAGGCGCUUGAGCGGCUGCAAGGCAAUGAUAGGGGACAGCGUCUGGGCGGGCUUGGCCGAGCUGACGCAGAAGAACGGGGAGCACUGCCACGACUCGUGCCCGACGCAGGCGUGGUCAGCCGGUUGUCUCAUCGACCUGUACAUGGACGCGCUGGAGGAGCAGCAGGCGAUCAGGGCCUCGGCACAAAUGCUGCACGGUCUGCCCAACACCGGCAAGACGGCAACACUCGACAUCGCCCAGCGUUAG